AUGAACCCUGCUCUUUUCGCUUGUUUCACUGCUUUUGCGAUUUUCUGUGCAACACUUGGAGAGGCUCCUGAGUGUCAGCGUCCUCCACGCCCGGCUUUCCUCGACGGGGCCAACGAGACUGUCCGCCAAGAAUUCCACAGCAUCUUCGAAAACCACGCUCUGGCACCGGAGGCGAGGAGAUCGCAGGUCAUCGAGUUAGGCAAGAAAUAUGGACUUGAGGACGAGGCAACAAAGUACGAAGAUAUGGUGAAGGAUGUGAUGAGCAAAAAUCCUCCUAACUGCGUACAUCCAGUACCCGAGUUCUUGAAGAACGCCAAUGAGACCGUUCGCAGUGAAUUUUUCCAAAUCGUCAAAGACCACAGUCUGACACGAGAUCAGAAAAAGGCGAAAAUCCUAGAGUGGGCCAAGCAAUUCGGACCUGAAUUCGAGGCACAGGUAAAGCAGCACGAGGAGAUGGAGGCGAAGCACAAGGUGGGUUUGAGUUACACUCUGUAA
This is a messenger RNA of Cooperia oncophora, 495 nucleotides long. The record is from the annotation of a GenBank genome assembly. NCBI's taxonomy places the organism in Eukaryota, Metazoa, Nematoda, Chromadorea, Rhabditida, Trichostrongylidae.